AUGGCGCCCACGGCAUCCAACAGACUCGCCGCCGAAUCACGCAGACUGGGCCUGCCACAGAGCCAGACCCGCACCAUGUCCUCAGGCACAGCAAAGAUCAAGGUCAAGAAUCCCGUCGUCGAACUCGACGGCGAUGAGAUGACUCGGAUAAUCUGGCAAGACAUCAAGGACAAGUUCAUCUACCCGUAUCUGGACAUCGAUCUGAAGUACUACGACUUGGGCUUGCCCUACAGAGAUGAGACGGACGACCAGGUCACGGUGGAUGCUGCGGAAGCCAUCAAGAAGUAUUCUGUAGGUGUGAAGUGUGCGACUAUCACUCCGGAUGAGGCCAGAGUCAAGGAAUUCCACCUGAAGAAGAUGUGGCUCUCUCCCAAUGGCACAAUCCGAAAUAUCCUCGGCGGCACUGUCUUCCGGGAGCCUAUCGUGAUCCCUCGAAUUCCCCGUCUGGUGCCCGGUUGGGAGGCGCCCAUCAUUAUCGGCCGUCACGCAUUCGGAGACCAAUAUCGCGCCAAGGACACGGUCAUUCGUGAAGCGGGCACAUUGGAAAUGGUCUUUACACCUAAAGAUGGCGGGGAAGCACAAAAGAUCAAGGUCUUCGACUUCCCUGCGACAGGCGGCGUUGCGCAAACACAGUACAACACAGAUGAUUCGAUAAGAGGAUUCGCGCAUGCGAGUUUCAAGUUCGCCCUUGACAGGGGUUAUCCGCUCUACAUGUCGACGAAGAACACCAUUCUGAAGGCCUACGACGGACGCUUCAAAGACAUUUUCCAGGAAAUCUACGAGAAAGAAUACGCCAAAGAAUUCGAAGCCAAGAAGAUCUGGUACGAGCACCGUCUGAUUGACGACAUGGUUGCACAAAUGAUCAAGAGCAGCGGAGGAUUUGUGAUCGCCAUGAAGAACUAUGACGGAGAUGUGCAGAGUGACAUUGUUGCGCAGGGCUUUGGAUCUCUCGGUUUGAUGACCAGUCAGCUGAUUACUCCCGACGGCUUGACAUUUGAGAGUGAAGCCGCACACGGCACUGUUACACGACACUACCGAGAACAUCAGAAGGGCAGAGAGACCAGCACCAACCCCAUUGCCAGUAUUUUCGCCUGGACUCGGGGAUUGGUCAAGCGUGGACAACUUGACGACACGCCCGAGCUGGUGACUUGGGCGGAAAAUCUGGAGAAGGCAGUCAUUCAGACGGUCAAUGACGAUGGAAUCAUGACCAAGGAUCUUGCGCUGGCAUGUGGGCGCAAAGAUCGGGAGGCGUGGGUCACCACGACCCAGUUCAUGGAGGCCAUUGAGAAACGUUUCAAGAAGAAUCUGGAGGCUGAGGGCCUGGGCGAUGUGGCCAAGGCAUAA
Molecule: messenger RNA, 1344 nt
Organism: Fonsecaea multimorphosa CBS 102226
Lineage: Eukaryota; Fungi; Ascomycota; Eurotiomycetes; Chaetothyriales; Herpotrichiellaceae
Product: isocitrate dehydrogenase [NADP], mitochondrial
Exons: 2
Coding region: 1-1344 (447 amino acids)
Biological process (GO): isocitrate metabolic process
Cellular component (GO): mitochondrion
Molecular function (GO): NAD binding; isocitrate dehydrogenase (NADP+) activity; magnesium ion binding
Source: RefSeq, a predicted model, not a curated record